Dreissena polymorpha is the source of this 5449-nucleotide messenger RNA. Its product is annotated as 1-acyl-sn-glycerol-3-phosphate acyltransferase epsilon-like. Gene Ontology annotation, molecular function: acyltransferase activity. Gene Ontology annotation, cellular component: endomembrane system. The transcript is spliced from 8 exons. The coding region runs from base 93 to 1202 and encodes 369 amino acids. NCBI's taxonomy places the organism in Eukaryota, Metazoa, Mollusca, Bivalvia, Myida, Dreissenidae. The record is from RefSeq and is a predicted model, not a curated record.
UUUGCCUAUCUUCCUCCAUUUACUACUUGCCAGCGAAACAAAAUUGUGACAGCUGAUUCUCUUGUUGGUGUUUUUUUAUUUACAACUCGGUAAUGAUUUUAUCUGUACUUGUGCACACGCAUAAUUUAAGAUGGACUCUGCCUCUUGCACUUUCGCUAGGAUCCUCUCCUAUUUACAUAAGUGUGUGGGCAGCAGCCAGGAUUGUGACUUUUUGUCUGCCUCGAUCUGUUUACACAUAUACAGAUGACCGAUUGUAUUCGCUGUAUCAGCGAUUGGUUUUAUUCAUAUUUAAUACUUAUUCGAGAUCAAAGGUAAAAGUAUAUGGCAAUAUAUCUGCUCUUAGAGGCAAGAAAGAAAAUGUCAUAUUUAUAUGUAACCAUCAAUGUACAGUGGACUGGGCUGUGGCCAACAUGAUUGCCCUGCCACAGGGGUCCAUAGGCAGGAUUCGCUACAUACUGAAGGAUGGCCUCAAGUACUUUCCACUUUAUGGAUUCUAUUUUAGCCAGCAUUCCUGCAUAUUUGUGAAGACGAAAGAUGGCAAAUUUAAUGAAAUGAAAGCUCGCACUGAUGUUGCUAAACUGAAAAAGAACAAUAUUCCUGUAUGGAUGGUGCUGUUUCCAGAAGGAACUCGGAUGAGUCCCGCUCGUAAUGAUGUGCUAGAGAAACGAAGGUCCUAUACCGCUAUGCAAGGUUUGGAGCCGCUGUCUCACGUUUUGAUGCCAAAGGUUCGAGGAUUACAGCUGACCCUUGAUGAACUCGGGGGUCAUGUCAGUGCAGUGUAUGACCUAACCAUCGCCUACAGCAACACUGUUGACCCCCAGACUGGGUCAAGGCUCCCUGCACCAGAUAUAACUGAAUUUGUUUCGAAAAGUUCCCCAGAAAUUCAUUUACAGUUUGAGAGAAUUCCUAUUAAAGAAGUCCCCAGUGAUGAAAAUGGACUGAAAAUGUGGCUUUACAGCAGAUUUCAGGAGAAAGAGAGACUGCUUGCUCACUUCUAUUCAAGUAACGCUUCUAUGGGGGGUCGUUUUCCUGGCGAAUCUCAAGAUCUGAAUAUCCCAGCAUCCUCCACUCUUCCUUCCUUCCUGUUCUUCACUUCCUGUCUAGCUGUAUUGCUAAGCAACAAGACAGGUCGCGACCUCUAUUGGAAAACAUGGCUGUUUGGUUCAAUUGCUGGUUGCCUGUGGAUGGCAGUUAGACACUAGUCAAGGUCACAAGUCUUGUGGAAAAAUGUCUGGACAAAGAUUGUUUGUGAAAUUAAAAAUAAAAUAAUAUAAUAUAAAAAUGUUUUGCGAUAUGUACUUUUUCUGGCAUUUUUAUGAAGAAGACCUUAACACGAUAGAGCCAAAACAUAAUGAUUUUAGGUUUUCCUUAAAGAGUUUCUUUGAUACAGGCUCUGAAAUUUAUUUACAUGUUAGAUAUGCCUUUCACAAGUCAUCAGAUUGUUAAAUAUCACAUAUUUUAAGAAAUGCUAUGACUGCCCUACUUUUGCAUUUAUUGUUUUUGCAAAAUAUUUAAUGCAAUGAAGUGUUAUUACGGAUAUUUUUGAUAUUUCAUUGAUCGAUUUCCAUUCUGUUUAAGUUUUGAUUCUAUGUUGUUCGUACAGAUACAUAAGCUUAUACAUAAAUCUAGAUGUGAAUAGUUGUUAACAAGGUUUCCCGAAGGAAAGAAAUGGUUAUAAGAUAGGCGAUGUCGGCGGGCUGGCGGGCGGAACAAGCUUGUCCGGGCCAUAACUUUGUCAUUCAUUGUCAGAUUUUAAAAUUAAUUGGCACAUUUUUUUACUUUAUACGGUGUGUCGCGCGAAAGAAUUAGGUUGAUAUCUCCAAGGUCAAGGUCACAAUUUCAGUUUGAAGGUCAAAAAUGGCCAUAAAUGAGCUUGUCCAGGCCAUAACUCUGUCGUUCAUUGUCAGAUUUUAAAAUCAUUUGGCACAUUUGUUCACCAUUAUUAGACGGUGUGUCGCGCAAAAGAAUUACGUCGAUAUCUCCAAGGUCACAGUUGGAGUUUGAAGGUCAAAAAUGGCCAUAAAUGAGCUUGUCCGGGCCAUAACUUUGUCGUUCAUUGUCAGAUUUUAAAAUCAUUUGGCACAUUUGUUCACCAUCAUUAGACGGUGUGUCGCGCGAAAGAAUCACGUCGAUAUCUCCAAGGUCAAGGUCACAAUUCGAGUUUGAAGGUAAAAAAUGCCCAUAAAUGAGCUUGUCCGGGCCAUUACUUUGUGAUUCAUUGUGAGAUUUUACAAUCAUUUGGCACAUUUGUUCACCAUCAUUAGACUGUGUGUCACGCGGAAGAAUCACGUCAAUAUCUCCAAGGUCAAGGUCACAAUUUGAGUUUGAAGGUCAAAAAUGGCCAUCAAUGAGCUUGUCUGGGCCAUUACUAUGUCAUUCAUUGUGACAUUUUAAAAUCAUUUGGCACAUUUGUUCACCAUUAUUGGACGGUGUGUCGCGCGCAAGAAUUACGUCAAUAUCUCCAAGGUCAAGGUCGCCACAACCAAAAGUAGAUUGAUUUGGAACAACUAUGUAACUAUGAACAAUCAGUAACAAUGCACAUUUUAAUUUUGAGUUGUCUCUCUUUACCAGACUUUUUUUUCUAAUUGAAAUCAAGGUCAAUUUUAGACAAGGGGGUUAACAAUACACAUUUUGAAUUGUCUCCCUUUAUCAGACUUUUUUCAACUGAAAACCUGGUUUUGUGACAAUUUUGUCCCUUGUUAGUCCCCUACCGGUUUCACUGGAGGGGACUUAUGGUUUUCGCUCUGUGCGUCUGUGAGUCUGUCACACUUUUCUGGAUCCUGUGAUAAGUUCUUAAUAUUUUUUCAUGAAACUUGGAACAUGGAUAGAUGGCAUUAUGGACAUUAUGCACGUCAUUUCAUUUCGUUCCUACGUCAAAAAUUCUGGUUGCUAUGGCAACAAAUAAACUAGAAAUACUGCUGAAAAUGGUGGUUUUCUGGAUCCUGCGAUAAAUUUAAAAGUUCUUAAUAUUUUUUCAUGAAACUUGGAACAUGGAUAAAUGGCAAUAUGGACAUUAUGCACGUCAUUUCAUUUUGUUCCUACGUCAAAAAUUAUGGUUGCUAUGGCAACAAAUAUAUAUUUUUUAAAUCUGAAAAUGUCGGAAUUUCUGACAAUGGUGGAGCCGGUAGGGGACUUAUAUUGCUUGACAAUAUUCUUGUUGGGUAUAGAUCUGUCUUAUCUUUUAAAUAAAACUACAUGUGUUGUCAGAUAUGUAUAUGUACUGCGUUUUAUUAAUGAUGUAGAUCUACUGUGUAGACUUUGCUUAUUGUUUAGUCUUAAACAGAUCUAGCCUUUACCAUACCUCAAUUUCAGAGAUAUGUUAGAUUCUUAAUAGAUACUUUUCCUGGCCGAUUUCCUUAUUGUAAAUCAAAUACAUUUUUUAUGCCCCCGGAUCGAAAGAUCGGGGGUAUAUUGUUUUUGGCCUGUCUGUCAUUGUAUGUAUCCCAAAACUUUAACCAAAACUUUAACCUUCUUUAUAACUUUUGCAAUAUUGAACGUAGCAACUUUAUAUUUUGCAUGCACGUGUAUCUGAUUGAGCUGCACAUUUUGAGUGGUGAAAAGUCAAGGUCAAAUUCAAAGCGGCGCAUUAAGGGGCGUUGUGUUUCUGACAAACACAUCUCUUGUUUCUGCAUAUAUUUCUUGAUUUAUUCUUUUAUGAAACUUUACAUUUUUAUCACAAUUAUAUCAAAUGAUUAUUAUAUUGCUGAUAAUUCUUCUUGUUUUUUUAUAUUAAAAUGUUAUGAUGAAGUAGGCGCAUCUACAUAUCCAUUUAUACAUUGUACUAAUUCAGUUGCAGGCUUUUUUUACUUGGUUGAAAAAUAAUGUAUGCUAUAGUGAUGUGGACAUUAUUUAUUGGACAAAACAUGUGGGCCUGGCUGUCAAAGUGUUUAUCCUUGCAUCUGUCCCAGAUUGUCCUGCCUGUAACUUCAUUAUUGAUUAUUCAAUUUUCAAUUUAUUUCCACAAAAUGAUGACCAUAUUGAGCAUUAUGGCACAUGUAAGACCUGGGUUCUUAGCCCUGUGGUAAAGGUUACACUUAGGGGUCAAAUGUCAAAAAUGGGCAACUUGGUUGGAAUGCAGCUUUAUUACUCAUCUUGCAAUGUGAAAAUAACUUGCAACAUAUGUUCAUCAUGUACAUGUAAUUAUCACAUGCGAAUUGUACAAACAUUGUCCUUAUCUCAAUUAUCAAGGUCACACUUUAUAUCACUGUUCGAAUUUUAGCAUCAUACUGCUAGUUUUGACUGUAACUACAUCUUUCAUUGGGAUUUAACAAAUAUCUUUCCACAAAUGUUCAUAAAUUUGUAACAAUGUAUUGAUUGCAAGGCCUGUGUCCCAAGGGCAAAUGUCAAUAUAAUUCUUAAAGAGCAGUGCUCAAAAUAUGGACAUGAUACAGCUUUUGCAGACAAUACUUUACCAUUCCAAUGGCAAUUUAAAAACAAUAUGCCUCACAUUUUCACCAUGUUGAGAGUACAUGAUGUAGGUAAAGCCUGUGUUUGAAGCUCAGAAGUCAAGAUCGCACUUAUUUUUAAAAUCAUACCAUGAAUUGUGUUUGUCACAACUGGCUCAACAGUGGAUAAAAGGCAUCUUAAUUUCAGUGGCAUAUUUUUUGUUUGCAGCAAACAAAAGUUAUUGUCCCCUACCGGUGAAACCGUAGGGGACUUAUGGUUUGCACUCCGUCUGUCUGUCAGUCUGUCUGUCAGUCAGUCAGUCAGUCAUUCACACUUUUCUGGGUCCUGUGAUAACUUUAAAAGUUCUUAAUAUUUUUUCAUAAACUUUAAACAUGGAUAGAUGGCAAUAUGGAGAUUAUACACGUCAUUUCAUUUUGUGCCUACGUCAAAACUUCUGGUUGCUAUGGCAACAAAUAUAAAAAAAAUUUUUACUGACAAUGGUGGAGUUUCCCCGGUAGGGGACCAUAUUGCUUGGCAAUCUCUUGUUAAAUGAUUAAUUAUUUUAUUGUAAGUUUUUUUCUUGCAAAUUUUCUGUGAUUUUUCUUUAUAUAGAAAAACACAAUGUUUUUUGUUAAGUUAUGCUUUUCUGUGUGGACAAGGUAGGCAUAACAUAUACUGUCAGAAAAAAAAGAAUUAACACUCCUUGUAUGUUCUUGUAUACAUUACUUUUAUCAGGCUUGGUAAUGUGAUAUUUAUAGCACAUUGUUGUUGAAUUUAUAAGCAAUAUUCACUAUUGUGAUUUGUAUUUGAUAUUGAUUAGUCAUUAUACAUAAUAUUUGUAUCAAUGGCAUGCUUUUGCUAACACAUUUAAAUGAGCUGUACCUUUUACACCAUGCUUUUUAUGUAUGUUUAAAAAGAACUUCCAUUUUUAUUAGAGCUUCCAUUUUAUCUUGAAUUGAAGGAUCUGAUUUCAUUUAGUAUUACAAGUAUCAGUUUUUAUUUGUAUUGUAAUGUUUCGGAUAUGUUUUAAAUGUUUUGAAUUAAAUAAAACCUGUCAACCUUU